This is a messenger RNA of Eremothecium cymbalariae DBVPG#7215, 762 nucleotides long. It is a transcript of the gene RKI1, whose product is annotated as ribose-5-phosphate isomerase RKI1. The transcript has a single exon. Gene Ontology annotation, cellular component: intracellular membrane-bounded organelle. The coding region runs from base 1 to 762 and encodes 253 amino acids. The record is from RefSeq and is a predicted model, not a curated record. Lineage: Eukaryota; Fungi; Ascomycota; Saccharomycetes; Saccharomycetales; Saccharomycetaceae. Gene Ontology annotation, biological process: D-ribose metabolic process; pentose-phosphate shunt, non-oxidative branch. Gene Ontology annotation, molecular function: ribose-5-phosphate isomerase activity.
AUGUCAUUGGAGGUUACGGAUAUCCCAGAUUUGCAAUUGUUAGAGGAGGCCAAGAAAGUUGCUGCUUUUCGAGCAGUUGAUGAGAAUUUUGAUGGUAAGCGACAUCGUGUGGUUGGGAUCGGUAGUGGUUCUACAGUGGUAUAUGUUGCGCAGAGAAUAGGAGAAUACCAAGCUUCUGAGGAAUACAAGGGUAAGGUUGAAUUUAUAUGUAUCCCAACGGGAUUCCAAUCUCAGGAGUUGAUUAUUUCGAAUGGUCUGCGGUUAGGGUCAAUUGAAGAAUAUCCAGUGGUGGAUAUUGCAUUCGAUGGGGCAGAUGAAGUGGAUGAAGAAUUGCAAUUAAUUAAGGGUGGUGGUGGGUGUUUAUUGCGGGAAAAGCUAGUGAGUAGCAGUACUAAGGAGUUUGUUGUGGUUGCUGAUUUUAGGAAGAAGUCUCCAAAGUAUUUGGGUACUAAUUGGACGAAAGGUGUACCUAUAGAGGUUGUUCCUGUGGCGUACGCUCGAGUACUAGCGGAUAUUAGGGCCAUGUCUACUUGUGUUAGAGCGGAAGUUAGACAGGGUGGGGUUUCAAAGGCUGGGCCUGUAGUUACUGAUAAUAACAAUUUUAUUAUUGAUGCAGACUUUGGUCAGAUACAGGACCCUAGGAAGUUGCAUCAGGAUCUUAAGAUGUUGGUUGGAGUAGUGGAGACAGGGCUAUUUAUUGAUAAUGCAUCGAAGGCAUACUUUGGUGCAGCUGAUGGAUCGAUUGAAGUGUCCCUAAAAUGA